AUGCCGUACACUCCGAUAAAUAAGUGUUUACCAGUGACUGUGGACAUACGUCUGCAGCACAGGUACUCAGACAUUGGAACGGACCUUUCACGUACAACACAUUUUAAUAAAAUGGAAAUAUUGCGAUUGCUGCAGUUCCAUUAUAUGCUAACAAAAGGAAAUACAUUACCUAUGGAUAAGUUAAGUUUCAUACAAUUCAUGGACGUUUUUUUGGGGUUAAGAAACAUAGAUGCCAUAGAUAAAAUAUUUCUACUGAGUGCCGAAACAAAUAAGAAACACCUUACUGGUCCAGAAUUCGUCAAGGUACUGUCAAUGGUGUUAAAAGGAACACUACCUGAUUUGAUAAACUUUUGCUUUGAAGUUUACACGGAAAUGAUUAGGUCACCGAAAUACAUUAAAAAAGAGGAUGUGUUACUGAUGGCCAGAAGAAACAGCAUGAAAAUGUGUAAAAUAAUCAAUAUGGAGGAGUACGAUCAGAGUUUUGUGGACUUCGUCAUGACCGAGGUGGACAAAGAUCGUGAUAAUAGAAUAUCACUGGAAGACUACCGUAAGGCUGUGCACGAAAAUGUCGCUUGGUUACAAUUCUUAGGACAAAUCCUUCCAGCGUCCACCACUAAAGAAGCAUUUAUGCGAUUAUUUACGACUCGACCAUAUGUGAAUAAUAUACAGACUACAGCUGCAGCGAUGAGUCGAAAAAACAGGGAGAGUAUAGGCAGACUGAAAUCAACAGUUAGCCAAAUCGAAAACAUCGCUAGUAGUACAUCAUUUUCCAGUGAUUCUACUACUUUGAUGAUUAAUCGUGGUAUUCCUCUAUCUAUAAGAAAAAAAAAUCUAACUGAAUCAGAUGGAAAUUAUUUAACAUUAUUUUAA
Rhopalosiphum maidis (corn leaf aphid) is the source of this 870-nucleotide messenger RNA. Its product is annotated as EF-hand calcium-binding domain-containing protein 1-like. The record is from RefSeq and is a predicted model, not a curated record. The transcript has a single exon. Gene Ontology annotation, molecular function: calcium ion binding. Bases 1 to 870 code for a protein of 289 amino acids. NCBI's taxonomy places the organism in Eukaryota, Metazoa, Arthropoda, Insecta, Hemiptera, Aphididae.